UGGCGUCGCGACGCCCUCGAGCCUCAGCCGCUCCUCAGCCGCCCGUCAAUUCACAACUCACCCUCACGAGAAACUAAAGCAGCAACAAAAUGUGUGACGAUGAAGUAGCAGCCCUCGUCGUAGACAAUGGCUCCGGUAUGUGCAAGGCCGGUUUCGCCGGAGACGACGCUCCUCGUGCCGUCUUUCCCUCGAUUGUCGGUCGACCUCGUCAUCAGGGAGUGAUGGUCGGUAUGGGUCAAAAAGACAGCUAUGUGGGUGACGAGGCCCAGAGCAAAAGAGGUAUCCUGACUCUAAAAUAUCCGAUCGAACAUGGUAUCAUCACGAAUUGGGAUGACAUGGAGAAGAUCUGGCAUCACACUUUCUACAACGAAUUGCGUGUCGCUCCGGAGGAACAUCCCGUUCUUCUUACCGAGGCGCCCCUGAAUCCUAAAGCUAACCGCGAGAAGAUGACGCAGAUCAUGUUCGAAACAUUCAACAGUCCGGCCAUGUACGUCGCCAUUCAGGCCGUCCUUUCCCUGUACGCUUCCGGUCGUACCACCGGUAUCGUCUUGGACUCCGGUGACGGUGUCUCCCACACCGUACCAAUUUAUGAAGGUUAUGCCCUUCCUCAUGCUAUUCUCCGUCUAGAUUUGGCCGGUCGCGAUCUUACCGACUAUCUCAUGAAGAUCCUCACCGAAAGAGGUUAUAGCUUCACCACUACGGCUGAGCGAGAAAUCGUCCGUGAUAUCAAGGAAAAGCUCUGUUAUGUCGCUCUGGACUUUGAACAGGAAAUGGCCACCGCUGCGGCUAGCACCUCUCUCGAGAAGAGCUACGAGUUGCCCGAUGGUCAAGUCAUCACCAUCGGUAACGAAAGGUUCCGUACACCCGAGGCUCUCUUCCAGCCUUCCUUCCUGGGUAUGGAAUCUUGCGGUAUCCACGAGACCGUUUACAACUCCAUCAUGAAGUGCGACGUUGAUAUCCGUAAAGAUCUUUAUGCCAACAACGUCCUCUCCGGUGGUACCACCAUGUACCCUGGUAUUGCCGAUCGUAUGCAGAAGGAAAUCACCGCUCUCGCACCCUCGACCAUCAAGAUCAAGAUCAUCGCUCCUCCAGAGAGGAAGUACUCCGUAUGGAUCGGUGGUUCUAUCCUGGCUUCUCUGUCCACCUUUCAGCAGAUGUGGAUCUCCAAGCAGGAAUACGACGAAUCCGGUCCCGGCAUUGUCCACCGCAAAUGCUUCUAAGCGCGUCAUUAUACGAUCAUCGCAGCGAAGCAAUUUUCAAAAGAACAUCCUUAUAUCUCGGGAAGAAUGCGCGAAUUAUUCGCAAUUCUGGCCCGAGCGAUCAAGCUGCUACGAGAAAACAUCAUCAGAGCAUUAUCAUUACUCUCAAUCCUCAUCGGAUCUCACCGAAUCAUUGUUGAUGGUUGAUUUGCAGCUUCGCUCGUCGUUGCGCAAACAACGAUGGGCUGGCUAAUCAUUAUCAUUGCCGCAGCUUUUUAUAAAGCUGCGCGCGAUGAUAUUAUUUAUUUAACAUCAUCAUCACGGCCGAGGUAGCGGUCGGCGAGAUUGGCUCUCGUCACAGGUUCUCUCUCGUGGUAGCCUGGACGUUGUCAAGCGUCGGAAAGGAUUUUUGUAUGGAUAGACGUAAUCAAAUGUAUCUUUUGAUUCACGAAAGGGACAUUCUGGGCAAACAUGCAGGACAUGCAGAGAUCUCGCACAGAUCAUGUCUGACAACGAGCUUCGAGACUACUUCGAGAAGACUACGCUUUAUUCACUGUCGCGCGAGCGUUCUCACCACUAUUUGAGAAAUCGAUCCUCUCUUAAUACGUAUUACAUAUUGAUUAUGUCUAGUCUGCUAACCAAAGCAACUAAGCAUCUACCGAUGUAUUUCUAUACUUUAAUUUAUUUUGUAAAUAUUAUACACUAUGUUAUAUAUUGUUAUACGAUGUCAAAGUCAAUUCAAAUACACAUUAUAUCAUACCACCAUUA
This is a messenger RNA of Pogonomyrmex barbatus (red harvester ant), 1967 nucleotides long. Its product is annotated as actin-5, muscle-specific. NCBI's taxonomy places the organism in Eukaryota, Metazoa, Arthropoda, Insecta, Hymenoptera, Formicidae. The record is from RefSeq and is a predicted model, not a curated record.